GCGCGCUAUAAGCCUAUAAGGGGCAGCGAGCAAGCCAACAACGCACGUUGCUCCGCUCCGCGCUUCCAGACAAACCAGCCGACCGAGCCCGAUCCCACGCAGCGGCCGCGAGCAUUGAAAUCUUAGGACCGUGCGAGCGCCGAGCGGCACGGCGGAGCCAUGCCGGCCGGCGCUGCCAUGAAGCUGCCACUGGCUCUGCUCGUGUUCUUCUCGGCGCUGCUCUACAGCCAGAUUCAGCCGCCGCCUCAAAAGGUUCCCGGCUCGCCGGGCGGGCCUCCGGUCACGGCGACCAGGACGAAGCUCAGGGACGGCAGGCACGUUGCCUACCUGGAAUCCGGCGUCCCAAAGGAGCGGGCCAGGUUCAAGAUCAUAUUCGUCCAUGGCUUCUUCUGCUGCAGGCACGACGUGCUCAACGUCUCCCAGGGGCUGCUACAAGACCUUGGCAUCUACCUGCUGUCCUUUGACCGGCCGGGGUACUGCGAAAGCGACGCGCACCCGGCACGGACGGAGGAGAGCAUCGCCGUCGACAUCGCCGAGCUCGCCGACAACCUGCAGCUGGGGCCCAGGUUCCACCUCAUGGGCUUCUCCAUGGGCGGCGAGAUCAUGUGGAGCUGCCUCAAGCACAUCCCGCACAGGCUCUCCGGCGUGGCCAUUCUCGCGCCGGUGGGCAACUACUGGUGGUCGGGCCUGCCGGCGGAGGUGUGGUACGCGCAGUUCCCGCAGGACCGGGUCGCCGUCUGGAUCGCCCACCACCUCCCGUGGCUGACCAACUGGUGGAACACCCAGCGGCUGUUCCCAAGCUCCAGCGUCAAAGCCCGGAACCCCACCAUCUACUCCAGGGAAGACAAGCCGCUCACCGUCAAAUUCGCCCAGCGAGCCCACAAUAAGCAGGUCACGCAGCAGGGGGAGCACGAGUCCCUGCACCGGGACAUGAUCGUCGGGUUCGGAAAGUGGGGAUGGAGCCCGCUGCAGCCGGACAACCCGUUCGCCGGCGUCGGCGACGAGGUGAAGGUGCAUCUGUGGCACGGGGUAGAGGAUUUGUUCGUGCCUGUCGCCCUGUCGCGGCACCUCAGCAAGAGGCUCCCCCGGGUGAUCUACCACGAGCUCCCGACGGCCGGCCACCUGUUCCCGCUCGCCGACGGAAUGCCCGAUGUCAUCGUCAAGUCGCUGCUGCUCGGAGACGAGUGAUGACGUUUCCGUUUUCUCUUGAGCGAGAAUGAGAGAUGAGCUGUUAGUAGGAUUUCGAAUAAAUUCAUCACCUUGCCCUUGAA
Molecule: messenger RNA, 1271 nt
Organism: Hordeum vulgare subsp. vulgare (domesticated barley)
Lineage: Eukaryota; Viridiplantae; Streptophyta; Magnoliopsida; Poales; Poaceae
Exons: 5
Coding region: 160-1188 (342 amino acids)
Source: RefSeq, a predicted model, not a curated record